AAGAUUGCUGGUGAGGAAAAGAAAACUUCUUGUAAUGGGGAUUGAACUAACAUCUACCUACACACUUCUUCAGAACCUUUAAAAUCAUAGCCAGCACUAGCACAAUCCAUUCAGUUCGAACUUCAAGAGUUCUUAUAGAAGUUCCAAAAGGAGCUCUGUAAUGGGAAAACACACUUCAGGAAACAAAAUGACAACAAAAAUGUGUGGUGUUUCUCUCUUUUUCUUCUCUCUUCUUGUUCUCUCAGAUGCGAUUACUUUAAGGAAGAUUGGGCUGAACUAUGGCCGCUUUGGGAACAACUUGCCAUCUGCAUAUGAAUCCAUAGAAAUUCUUAGAUCCAUGAAAGCUGGCAGCGUAAAGCUCUAUGAUGCCAACCCUGAAAUCCUGAGACUCUUGGCAAGAACCAAUAUCCAUGUCUCCAUUAUGGUUAGAAAUGAUGAGAUCAUCAACAUUGCUGCCAAUCAGACCACAGCAAACAAAUGGGUUGAAGACAAUGUCCUCCGCUACUACCCUGACACCAUAAUCCGAACCAUUCUCGUUGGCAAUGAAGUUCUCAGCUAUUCUUCAGAUGCAGGAAAACAGAUUUGGAAUCAUCUUGUGCCUGCAAUGCGCAGAAUUAAGAUCUCUCUCAGAGCUCAGGAUAUUCGUAACAUCAAAGUAGGUACUCCACUGGCCAUGGACGUUCUGCAAACAGCAUUUCCGCCAUCAAAUGGGACUUUCCGGUCUGAUAUCUCAACGUCAGUGAUGGUGCCACUGCUAAACUUCUUAAAUAGUACCAAGUCAUUUUUCUUCAUGGAUGCCUACCCUUAUUUCCCAUGGUCUGCAAAUCCCAUCAACAUAAGCCUCAAUUUUGCACUGUUUCAAUCAAAUAUCAAAUACACAGACCCUGGUACUGGCUUAGUAUACACCAACCUCCUAGACCAAAUGCUUGACUCACUUGUUUUUGCCAUGACCAAACUUGGAUAUCCCGAUGUCCGGCUCUCAAUAGCUGAAACCGGCUGGCCCAAUGCAGGCGAUAUUGAUGAAGCUGGAGCUAACAUUAAAAAUGCAGCUACUUACAAUCGGAAUCUUGUUAGAAAGAUGACUGCUAGUAACCCAACCGGCACCCCAGCUAGACCAGGUUCACUCAUACCAACAUUUAUCUUUGCAUUGUACGAUGAGAACCGAAAGACCGGCCCUGGGACAGAGCGGCACUGGGGCUUGUUGCAUCCGAAUGGGACAUCAAUAUAUCAAAUUGAUUUGACAGGGAAGAGAGCAUCAUCAGACUAUGAAACCCUACCUCCAGCACAAAAUAACGUGCCUUAUAAAGGCAAACUAUGGUGCAUAGCAGCACCAGAGGUCAAUCUGACAGAGUUGGAAAGCGCAUUAACUUUUGCAUGCAAUCAAGGAAAUGGGACCUGUGACUCCUUGACCCCAGGGAAGGAAUGUUAUGAGCCACUGUCUGUAACUUGGCAUGCCAGUUACGCAUUUAGCUCGUACUGGGCUAAGUUCAGGAGCCAGGGUGCCAAUUGCUACUUCAAUGGACUUGCUCAGCAGACCACCAGCAAUCCAAGUCGAGGAUCGUGCCAGUUCCCCAGUGUGACUAUUUGAAGACAAUUUAAGCUUCUGUAAGCAGUAUAAGAACAUGAAGCUGAUUUAAUCAAGUUUUAUUUCAGAACUCUCAGUUUUAGCUGAUAUUUAUGACAAAAAAAACAAGUAACGCAGAAGAACAUGUUUCUGACCUCAAAAGAAAACAGUGAGAUCUAUAACAUCAUUUAAGGAAUGGUUUCCAACA
Populus trichocarpa (black cottonwood) is the source of this 1772-nucleotide messenger RNA. Its product is annotated as probable glucan endo-1,3-beta-glucosidase A6. Gene Ontology annotation, biological process: carbohydrate metabolic process. The record is from RefSeq and is a predicted model, not a curated record. The transcript has 3 exons. The coding region runs from base 161 to 1588 and encodes 475 amino acids. Lineage: Eukaryota; Viridiplantae; Streptophyta; Magnoliopsida; Malpighiales; Salicaceae. Gene Ontology annotation, molecular function: hydrolase activity, hydrolyzing O-glycosyl compounds. Gene Ontology annotation, cellular component: plasma membrane.